CUGCGUGUCCCAGCUGUUCAGCCUUCAGUCACAACCUGCAGCAGCUCUGUCUGUCCUCCAGAGGCGAUGCUGGAGUUUGGAGAGGCGAGCUGUCCGACCGCGCUAAACUCAGCUGUCAUGCCGUGCACGGACUGAAAGAUAGGAACCAAAUCUUGAACAUUUAGAACUGAACUGCUUCUCCUCGAUAAGAUGGAGCACUGGAGGCAGUGUGCGAUGUGGCUGAUCAGCUGCAACGUGCUGCCCGCGAACCACCGAGUGACUGCGGAAACGGCGCAAGUGUUCGACCUGGCGCAAACCUUGCGGGACGGGGUGCUGCUGUGCCAGCUGCUCAACAACCUAAAACCUCAAACCAUCAACCUGAAGGAGAUCAACCUCCGGCCUCAGAUGUCACAGUUCCUGUGCUUGAAGAACAUCCGCACCUUCCUGACGUCUUGCUGUGACGUGUUCGGGAUGAAGAAAAGUGACUUAUUCGAAGCCUUUGAUCUUUUUGACGUCCGUGACUUCGGAAAGGUUAUGGACACCCUAUCUAAGCUGUCAUACACAUUAAUUGCACAGCAAGGAGGAUUCAAGCCGUUCCCGACUGAGGAAAGCCUAAAAGACGAGGACAUUUACAAUAAUCUGGAAGACUUGAUUGAUGAAAAUGCCCUGGAGGACGAGGAUGACUUGUACGCAGCUGUUUACGGGGUAGAGGAAGACUAUGCAGGUGGAGAAAUCUAUGAAGACCUCAUGAGGACUGGGCAGCAUCCCUCUUUGAAGCAGGCAGAGGUAGAUGUCCGAAGCUGCUGCCUUUCAGAAAUCAAACAAACAGAGGAGAAAUACACAGAGACUCUGGAGUCCAUAGAGAAGUAUUUCCUGAAUCCUCUGAAGAGAUUUUUCUCUGCAGCUGAAAUCGACAGAGUCUUUGUCAACAUCCCAGACCUGGUUAAAGUUCACAAGAGCCUCAUGGUUGACGUUCAGGACUCCAUCUUAAACAAAAAUGCCUUAAAUCUCCACCAAAUUUUCAUCAGCUACAAAGACAGACUGCUCAUUUAUGGGAUAUACUGCAGCCAGGUGGAGCUCGCCAUCGCUGUUUUAGACAUCAUUUGCAAAGAGAAAGAGGAUGUUCGACUAAAGCUGGAGGAGUGCUCAAAGAGAGCCAACAAUGGGAAGUUUACACUGAGAGACCUGCUGGUUGUUCCAAUGCAACGAGUGCUGAAGUACCAUCUACUUCUACAGGAGUUAGUCAAACACACUCACGAUGCUGCUGACAAAACCAACUUGAAGAUUGCUCUUGAUGCCAUGAAAGACCUGGCUCAGUACGUCAACGAGGUGAAGAGAGAUAAUGAGACGCUAAGGGAGAUCGACCAGUACCAGAGGUCUAUUGAAAACCUGAAUCAGCCUCUGAUCACCUUUGGACGGCCGAAAGGAGACGGAGAAGUGCGCAUGGUUUCCAGUGUUGACAAGAGGAAACAGGACAGACAUAUCUUUUUAUUUGAUGUUGCUGUCAUCGUCUGCAAGAGACGAGGAGACAACUAUGAGAUGAAGGACAUACUCGACCUCAACUACUUCAAGAUCACCAACAACCCCACAUCAGACAGAGAGUGCAAAAAGUGGUGCUACGGGUUCUACGUGACACACCAGCAGGGGCACACAGGUUUUGAGCUCUUCUUUAAGACCAGAGAGCUGAAGAAGAAGUGGCUGGAUCAGUUUGAAAUGGCCAUAUCAAAUAUCCGUCCGGAGAAAGCCGACCACAACUCCCACCAGUUCAAGAUGCACACCUUUGAAAGGAUCACGUCCUGUAGUUACUGCCACCUCUUACUCAGGGGCAUCUUUAACCAGGGUUAUCUCUGUCUGAAAUGCGGGCUGGGGGCUCAUAAGGAGUGUCUGGGUCGACUGGGACUCUGUGGGAGAACAGAUCCUGCCAAGCCGAAGCCCAGGGAAAGUACAGCACCAGCAGACCCAGGUCUCCCCAGGAUGGUUGUGAUCAGAGACUACGACGGCGUCCCCUGUCCCCACUGCGGGCCCCCACUAAGCAUUCAUGCGGGGGACGUCAUUGAACUGAUGUUUGCCGACCUGCACAGCUCCUGGUGGCAGGGCAGAAUUCUGGCAACAAGCAAGAUUGGCUUCUUUCCAAGUGAUGCUGUGAGGCCCUGCCCAUGUGUUCCAAAACCUGUUGAUUACUCCGCCCAGCUCUGGUUUGCAGGGCCGAUGGAGAGGUACCAGGCCGAGGUGGAGCUCCUGGAACGAGGAAACAGCACCUAUCUGGUUCGACACAGGAGUAGAGAGUGCACCGAGUAUGCCAUGAGUAUAAAGUUCAAUGAAAAAGUCAAGCACAUUAAGAUUCUGACCAAGGAUGGCUGCUUUUACAUUGCUGAGAGCCGCCUAUUCAAGACUGUGCUGGACUUAGUGGACUACUACAAGGAGCAUUCUCUGAAGGAGGGCUUCAGCAGUCUUGACACCACUCUGCAGGUCCCCUAUAGGGAACUUUCCAAUGGAAACGUGCCCAGGGCCAUUACCAAGGCUGGCAGUGUGUUUUCCCCCAGGGUGGUGGGUAUUGCAGUAGCACGCUAUGACUUCUGCUCCAGAGACACACGAGAGCUCUCCCUGCUGCAGGGAGACAUCAUCAAGAUCUACACCAAGAUGUCCAACGGGUGGUGGAAGGGACAGGUCGACGGCAGGGUGGGCUGGUUUCCCUCUAACUAUGUGGAAGAGGAGGACUGACCUUGCUGGAUUAAGUAUCCAUUCAACACUGACCACCUCCAGUGAGCACUAUUCAGCUCAGCCACUCUCUGUGCCCUGCAAGUCAGAUCUCUUUGAUAAAACCCAGAGACUUGGACUGAAGAGGGAAGCGACAGUGCCCUCAGAAACCUUCUCCUGCCCUCUGACGGACUCCUCACACCGAGCAGACGUCAAAUCACAGAUUCCAGGAGCGUCGCGCCAUAUCUUGCCUUUCUGCCGCCACGUCUGCCCCCGCGGCCAACUGGGAAGUGCAUGUGCUGUGCCCAGAUAACUCUUCCCCCCCACACACACACCUCCCCUCUCUCCCUUCUUUCUCACCUUGUCUCAUUAUUGAUGACUCCAUUGGAUGGUGUGAGACUCGCCUUCACUGUCAUCAUGUUUUGAUACCAGGAAAGCUCAGUCACCCAACUGGAACACAGAUCCUGCUGACAGGUUCAGUACAGGUACUCAACCAAGGUGAAACGCAGGAGCUGAAGAGAUUUAACUUUAGUUGGAACACUUCAGCGUCAGACUUUUUGUGUUCAACUUUCUAAGACCCAAUUUAUUUUUUGCUUUUAAGGAAGACUUGAUUGAGAUUAUAUUUAAAUGCCAAUCGCCAAAAAAGGAUUUCACACCGUCAAGAGGCAAAUGAAGAUGUCAGAACCCUAUCCUGAAGGACUCUUCUGUAAUUCACACAUUAUGUGUACACAGUCUUAAUGAUGUUAAGUCUUUUGGAACCUCCAAAUGAUUCAAAUCCUGAAAGGAAAACACUUCUUCAUAAUGUCACUGAUCCUGAAAGCCACUGCUUAUAAAGUUGUCUCUGAGCUUUUAUUCUUGUUUGAUGACCAUUUCUUUCAAAUGUAAACAUCUACAUAAGGAGCACAUUGAUGCAUACAUUCCAAAAGUAGUUCACUGUUUUAUUGGGAAUCUAAAUGUGAAGCAAAAGUUCAACAUUUUCUAAAACACAUUCACAGCAUUCUUGCUGAAAUGUAGAUGAGAAGACUGUUACCACUGUCAUGUUUGUUUGUUUAUUAUGAAGAGAGGCCAGUAAGCUUAGCUUAGCACUUAAGAGUUAACAUUUUGAAUGAGCAGGCUAAGCUCAAACAGCUUUAAGCACCUUGAGAGCUCACAAUGUAACAUUUAACUUUGUGUUUUUUCAGACCUAGCUAUGUUAAAGCUCCUAUAAUGAGUUCAGAGCUGGUUAUUAAACAAGCUGAAAUUAAUACUUAAGCCUCCAUAUGAGCUAAAAUAGCAAAGUAGCUCAUUAGAUGCUAUUGGCUAUUUUUCUACAGUGAUGAAUAACGCCUGAAACCAUUGAUGUGGGGUAGGUGUCAGAACAAGUGAUUUACAGUGUGCUCCAUAAAAAGCCUUGUUUAACAUUUUUUGACUAAAGAAAGCAGGAUGAGAUUUCUUAUUGGAAAAACCCCCCACUAUAUUAGUGAUAAGACAUACAUCUUUGUCCACAGGGGGGCGCCAAAAUCAACCAAAACAU
Messenger RNA from Labrus bergylta (ballan wrasse), 4189 nucleotides. It is a transcript of the gene vav3b, whose product is annotated as vav 3 guanine nucleotide exchange factor b. The record is from RefSeq and is a predicted model, not a curated record. NCBI's taxonomy places the organism in Eukaryota, Metazoa, Chordata, Actinopteri, Labriformes, Labridae. Gene Ontology annotation, cellular component: plasma membrane; cytoplasm. Gene Ontology annotation, biological process: regulation of GTPase activity; cell migration; intracellular signal transduction. Gene Ontology annotation, molecular function: guanyl-nucleotide exchange factor activity; protein binding.